Messenger RNA from Fragaria vesca subsp. vesca, 989 nucleotides. Its product is annotated as guanine nucleotide-binding protein subunit gamma 1-like. The record is from RefSeq and is a predicted model, not a curated record. The transcript has 4 exons. The coding region runs from base 262 to 579 and encodes 105 amino acids. Gene Ontology annotation, biological process: G protein-coupled receptor signaling pathway. NCBI's taxonomy places the organism in Eukaryota, Viridiplantae, Streptophyta, Magnoliopsida, Rosales, Rosaceae.
GCAGGAAAUACGGGCCCCACAAUGGCUGCAAGGAUCGGAGGAGCCCCUUCCUAAAGCCAACCAUAGCCGCAUAUUAGGUUUUUUUCCUUUGGGUAAAAAUUUUGAAACUUUAUGGUUGAAACAUAGAAAGUCGAACACCCAAUACGAAAAUUCGCUCUCAUCAACUCUCUUGCUCUAACUCACGAGAUCUGUAUGCUGUUGCUUGCUGCUAUGAAACAUGGGGUUGUGAUGAGUUGAGUUUCUGAGCUGAGCAGAGAACAAAUGGCGUCCGAUACGGCGUCGUCUGUGGACGAACAACAGGCACAGCUUGUCACUGCUACUUCAACUGACAACAGAGGACGGCAUCGGAUUCUUGCUGAACUCAACCGACUCGAACAAGAACUCAAAUUCUUACAGGAAGAGGUGGGAGAACUUGAAAAUACUGAAAACGUUUCCACCAUAUGUUCGGAAUUGCUACCCUACAUCGAAGGCAGGCCGGAUCCUCUACUCCCAGUAACAAAUGGACCUAUAAAUCUAAUAUGGGAUCAAUGGUUUGAAGGACCUCAAAAUUCACAAAGUUGCAGUUGCUUGAUACUGUGAUUGGAUGCAAUUUAACACCUCUUGCCAUGGCUCCAACAAACAUGUCCUACCUGCUGUAGAGUUACUGUUAAUUUUGCUCCUGCUUCUUUGAAAGUGUAUUACCAGGUGUGCUGCUUAACCCUUUAGGUUGACCCUAUUGAAUGUAGAACUUACAAUUCUUGAGCUUGUAUAUCAGAUGCACCUAUUGCUCUUCUCAGUCUUCUCCAAUUAAGGGAACAAAUUUUAUGUCAAGAAGCUUACACUACAUGACUACAUGAGCAAACCCAAUAAGUGCGUGUUGUUGACCGAGUCCGUCACGGAUUAAAUAGAAUCUGUAGCAGAGGCUGGCAGUGUUUUACUGUUUUUCAAUGUUUUUCUUGACAUUAUUGACCCAAUUGGCGAAAAUUCCAUAAUACAAUGAAGUAUUGAAA